AUGGAUUUUGACGAUAAUAAAACUCUCCUUAAUAAACAAUCCCUCCCUUUCUCAACUCCGCAUACACCUACACCUGCUAACCAAUCCUGCCUUCCUCCAACUCUGCAUAUACCUGCUAGCCAAUCUUACCCUUCUUCAAUUCUGCAUACACCUGCUAGCCAAUCACACCCUUCUCCAACUCUGCAUACAUCUACACCUUCAAAAAAAUCUCGAACUUACGAAGAUUAUUCAUCUGAUGAUCAGCACUCCAACCUAAGAACUAUACAGCAGCGAUUUGAAAUGAGCGUUCACCAUCAAGGCAUUCACCAUCAAGGCACUACUCACCAUCAAGGCACUACUCACUAUCAAGACGUUCACCAUCAUCACCAAGACGUUCACCAUUACCACCAAGGCAUUUACCAUCAAGGAUUAGCAAUCCCUUUUUG
Messenger RNA from Ambispora gerdemannii, 425 nucleotides. Lineage: Eukaryota; Fungi; Glomeromycota; Glomeromycetes; Archaeosporales; Ambisporaceae. The record is from the annotation of a GenBank genome assembly.